This is a messenger RNA of Synchiropus splendidus (mandarinfish), 2421 nucleotides long. RefSeq names its product otolin-1-like. NCBI's taxonomy places the organism in Eukaryota, Metazoa, Chordata, Actinopteri, Syngnathiformes, Callionymidae. The transcript is spliced from 9 exons. The record is from RefSeq and is a predicted model, not a curated record. Bases 1 to 2421 code for a protein of 806 amino acids. Gene Ontology annotation, molecular function: protein binding.
AUGAAAGAUCCAGACUCCAAGAGACGCUGCGACCUCGCGCCAGGCAUCCAGCGCAGCUGGUCGUCACGGCGACGCGACGCGAAGCCCCGGCCUGGCGUGGCGCCUCUUCACAGCAUGGCCUGGGCUGGAGUCGUGAGCUCCACUGCUCCUCGCUCUGGACUCAUUGAAGUUCGCGGCACUUGUCGAGGCUCAGGAGACGACGGCCUGGAUCAGUGUCAAUGUGAUGAGCAGGACUCGCUCCUGCACGGUUUCACGUCGCCUCACGAGCUUGUUGACGUGGGCCCCGGGUCCUUUGUUCUGGGGAAGGUGGGCCCCGAGAUCCAAGAGGUUGAGAGCCCGGCAGCUCUGGGUCUGGGGGAGGACUCGCUCCAGAGGUCCCAGGUGCAGCGAGGCGCCCCAGUCUCCCUCACACCUGCUCCUUCUCCUGGAGGAACCGGGGCUCCACCAGAGUCGGUCAGGCUCACCGCCGGCCGCUUUGACCCCUCUCUGUCCCUGUUGUUGGGUCUGACCAGGGCCAGGAGUGAUGGAUGGGCAGGAAUCAGGGUCAGAACCAGGGCGUCGCUCUGGUCCGAGGCUCAGGUUUCGCCAGUGAAAGUCAAACACAUGAGGCCCAUUCUCGCUACUCUCAAAGGAGCCACAGAAACCCGAUCCACUCCGCAGCACCGGCGCAGCCUGGUUUCCACGGCCACACCCGAGUGCCGGGAAGAGGUCCGCUCCAUGGCCGGCCCCGGCUCGGAACCGGGCACCGGUGCCGUCAGCAGGGGGUCCGCGCGGGUCCGACCACCUGGACACCCCGACUUGAGCGGGGGUGACAGGCUGGCGCCGACUCUGGCUUCCUGCCAUCCGUCCUCACCGUCUCGGCUCCGGAGAGAAGAAAGAGGCUCUUACCUCACUGGGCCGCGGGGGGGGCGGAGUCCAGCCGCUUUAUUAGCCGCCGGCCGGGCCAGCGCCGGAGCAGCGCCGGAGCCUUCCACCUGGGUGAGUUCCUCAUCGUCAUCAUCAUCGUCAUCAUGGCUGUGGCUGGGUGGAGGCUUCACCUCCCAACUUGUGUCUCUCCAGAACAUGCAGAACCUCCACAUCCUCCUGAUGAUGCUCUCGCUUCCUGUGGCGGCGGUGAUGCCCGAGCUCUUCCCGCCGGAGCCGCCCACGGGAGCCGGACGCUUCUUUCCCGGCACUGAGAACCUGGCGGAGCAAGCGGUCUCCAUGGAAGCCUACUGCCAGCGGCUGCCCGAGGACCAGAUGCCCUGGUUCUGCCAGUGCACUCACUGCAAGACAACGCCGGGACCCAAGGGAGACCGCGGAGACCGGGGUCUACCAGGAGCGCCGGGAAGUCCAGGACCAAGAGGACUGACGGGGUUCCGAGGUCCUCCGGGAUUCAUGGGUCGACAAGGCAUCAAAGGUCAGAAAGGGGACGAGGGCGAGAAGGGGAGCCGCGGUCUCCAGGGAUCAGUGGGACCGAAGGGGGCCAGAGGUUUCAAAGGGGACAAAGGUGAGCCAGGAGUAGAGGGGCCCCCAGGAGAGCCGGGUCCCAAAGGAGAUGAGGGUGUGUGUCCUGAUUCUUGUCAGGCCAUCGAGGGACCUCCAGGACAGGCUGGACUCCCCGGUCCCGCCGGGCCCCGCGGUCUGCCGGGCACCCAAGGGCAGCGCGGCCCUCAGGGCAGUAAGGGGGAGACGGGUGACGCGGGACUCCCCGGAGAGCCGGGCCAUGAGGGGGAGAAGGGGGAGAGAGGGGCGCAGGGCCAGUGCAACUGCACCGACGGAGCGGACGGAGCCCCGGGAGGUGCGGGAGCCAAGGGGGAGAAGGGGGAGGCGGGGCAGGCGGGGAGGGAGGGACAAGCAGGGCCCCAGGGUGCGAAGGGAGAGCCAGGCAUGAUGGGGGCAGCGGGGCCCCCGGGGCCCUGCUCACCCAUGGUCAAGGCGGCCUUCUCCGUGGGCCUGACCAGCAGCUACCCGCCGCCCGACACCCCGGUCCUCUUCGGCCACGUCUUUUACAACCUGCAGGGGAGCUACGACGCCGCCACCGGCAUCUUCCGCGCCCCUGUCAACGGCACCUACGUCUUCAGCUACCACCUGACGGUCUACGAGCGCGUGCUGGUGGUGGGCAUCUUCGUCAACCAGCUGCCCGCCGCCAUCACCACGGACCCCAACGUGCUGGGCGUCACCUCGCACACGGUGCUGCUGCACCUGGUGCGCGGCGACAUGGUGUGGGUCCAGGUGAAGAACCAGCUCACCAACGGCAUGUUCGCCGGCUCCGAGGCCUCCAGCACCUUCUCCGGCUUCCUGCUGCACCCGGACUCUUGCGAGGCGGCCGCGUACCGGACGCCUCCGCUGCUGGAGGAGCGCUCCGUGCCCAGCUCCUUCCCCUGGAGCAGCCUGCCCGGCACGGACCUGCCCGAGCCGCCCACCGCUGGCUCGCAGUAG